Xyrauchen texanus (razorback sucker) is the source of this 4717-nucleotide messenger RNA. RefSeq names its product homeobox protein engrailed-1-B-like. Gene Ontology annotation, cellular component: nucleus. The transcript is spliced from 2 exons. Gene Ontology annotation, biological process: multicellular organism development; neuron differentiation; regulation of transcription by RNA polymerase II. The record is from RefSeq and is a predicted model, not a curated record. NCBI's taxonomy places the organism in Eukaryota, Metazoa, Chordata, Actinopteri, Cypriniformes, Catostomidae. Gene Ontology annotation, molecular function: DNA-binding transcription factor activity, RNA polymerase II-specific; RNA polymerase II cis-regulatory region sequence-specific DNA binding. The coding region runs from base 224 to 1033 and encodes 269 amino acids.
ACGUACAAAAGCUGUUAUGCGCUGUCAGUUCUUUCAAAACACGGACAUUGAGACGGAACGCCACUGCCUGUUCACAAGCAGACUUCUAACAUGUUCUCACUUUCACGGUAAAUGGGCGCUUUGUUAUGAAUACGUAGAUAACGUUUCCAUGACUUCUGUUAAAUUCGGAAUCGAGUAAGUUUCAGUCCAACCAGUGAAACGAAUAUCAAAGAGCAACGCUGUUAUGGAUCAGAGCGAAGAUGACAACGUUUCUUUAUCUCCAAGACUGCCCUCUCCAUCUCUGUUCCCGGCUGCGCACCACAUGCACAGAACCACUCAUUUUUUCAUCGACAACAUCCUUAGACCGGACUUUGGCCGCAAAAGGGAGCAGGGUCCAGGCGUACACACGUCACGUUGUCUUUCUUUCCCCAGCACCCCUUGUUCGGAUUCCAACUGCAGCGCCAACAGCAUUUCUUCUUCAGCCUCCUCCACCGUCUCAUCCCCAGCCAGCAAGAGACAUUCCCAAGUAGACGAUGGGGUUAAUGCACCACUUUUUGGGGUUGUCCUGGCACCACCCGUUGCUUUGAAUAGUCCAGGUGAAACACCCGCGCCCAGUAAGGAUACCCGAGAGCAUUUGUGGCCCGCGUGGGUUUAUUGCACAAGAUAUUCUGACCGGCCCUCAUCUGGCCCGAGGACCCGGAAAUUAAAAAAGAAGAAAAACGACAGUGAGGAUAAACGACCCAGAACGGCGUUCACAGCUGAGCAGCUCCAAAGACUGAAGGCUGCGUUUCAGGCCAGUCGGUAUAUCACGGAGCAGCGCCGGCAGAUUCUAGCGCACGAACUCAAUUUGAACGAGUUGCAGAUUAAAAUCUGGUUCCAGAAUAAACGCGCGAAAAUCAAGAAAACCUACGGAUUAAAGAACGGCCUCGCGCUGCAGCUGAUGGCCCAGGGACUGUACAACCAUUCCACCAACACCAUUCAAGAGAAAGAAGACGUCAACUUGCAGAGAGAGAGUGAAUGGAAAGAGAGAGAAACGGGAAAACUGCGUAAAUGAUCAGAUUGUUAAAAGGAACUGUUUCUUGGCCAUUGAAAUUACCGGAUCAUCCUUUAUGGGCGAAACGAGCGGGAGAAUUUCUUUAAAAUGGAAUAUAAAUAUUUUUUCUAUUGAACUGAAAUGAAUAAACGAUUGCCUACAUGAAAACGUUUAGGCCUAAUUUUGAAUUUGGUAUUAAAAUUAAGACGGCUUAGAUUUUUUUAGUUGUUUGAUAUAAUAGGUGUUUUUUAUCAGUCAAACAACGAAACGAAUUUUCCUCGGAAUCCUAUUUUAAUUUUGUUCAUUUCUUCGUGCCAAAGAUGUUAUUAGGUGAAAGUAUUCAGUUUACAAUGAGAUGUCGAGUUUUUAUGACUUGGAAACAUUGUCAUAUUUUGACUAUUGACAAUGUUUUUUUCUUCUUCUUCAUUUUUUAUUCGACUUGGGAUAAUGGGAGACUUGCAUAUCUGAUAUCAGAUGUUAUUCUUUACUAAUUAUUUAAUGAUAUAAUAAAUAAACCAUUUUAUACCUGCAAGCCUGUAUUUUUCCCGAUAUAAUGUUAUUGUGCCUUGUGGUUUCUGUCUACAUCGUAAAAUAUGCUAUUCUUUAUUUACAUCAGAGAUGGACCUAGUAGCCUUACCCAAAGCAUCAAACAGUAAUUUUGUUUCGCCAGAUUACAGAAUACAGUUAAAAAGAAUCUACAAACAUUUCUCGCAACGCAAAAAAAAAUCACCUCACACAGACGUUUAACGUUAAAAUGUUUUUUACGAGUAAAUAAAAACUUUUUUAAUGCAAACAUUUUUGCAGAUUAAUAUGUAAUUAAUUACAACUAAUUAAUAACAGAUUCGUUCGAACUAAGUCAUAUACCCUCUUUCCGAACCCAAAUAUCUUUUUUAUUUUGUUUAUUUUGUAUUUUAUUUUAAACAAAUAAAAUAAAAAAUAAAUAAAAUAAAAAAGAUAGGGAGACGAGGAAAACAUGGUGCACAAAAUUAAAUAAAUUCUUGCAUAUUUUGAAACUGUGAAGUAUAAAAUACUAAUGAUGAUAAUAAAUAGCACAUAUUAUUUUUUAACAAUACCAGCUGAAUUAAGUGGAAUCUUUAUCGGUGAUUCACGCGGCUCUGUGGUGCCUUUCCCAGAAGCAUCGUUACCCAACAAUGGUCGCAAGUUUCAUUAUUACCAACAUGGUUCAACGAUUUUGCGUUUCCCGAACAGUAGCUCGAGAUCUCCACCUGUAGUUAGAAGCAGUUCAUUGAUAUUAAUGUGAUUGAUUCCGCUGCAGCUGGGGUGUGUUCUAUUCAGAGUUAUCACCAUCCACUCUGAGACCUUUGAAAGGCUUGAAGUUAUGGUGCUCAAAGUUAUUUUUAUUGGAAAUUCAGAUUGAAAUGAGCUUCCAGUGUGACUCACAAUUAUUCUCCCUUCGAAGUGCCCUCCUCCUAAGGCAUUAUUUAUGAUGUUUGGAAAGCAUGAUUGGCUUCGUUUCCGUGUAGAAAAGGUGAGUUAUUUUAUUUUUUACAACCGAAUAUCUUUGGUACAGCAUUUUCCAAAGAGAAAUUUCACAUAUGGCUAUAUAUGUAAAACAUAAUAUGCUUGUUAAUGGCCUUCACUGAUAAAAAACGUUACCGUUAUGUACAUUAUAACGUACUCUUGAGUAUAGUGUGAGAAAACGCUGUGUAAAAUUAAUUAAUUUACAUAUUUCAAAAUAUUACACUUUCAAAUAUGUAAAACAUAAUUUCCCAAAUCACAGUGUAAUUUUAUAUAGCCAAUAUGCCCAAAUAAAUGAACAAUAAUUGUUGAAAUAUGCAUGUAUGACCAUAUAUCUGAUUUCUGUAUGGGAUAACAUGUGUAAGUGGUUUUGUGUUUAUUGUGAGGUGAAGUAGAAUAGAAUAUGGAAUAUUCUCAAUAGGCUUUGUAUACUUCUUAGGCUUUCAAUAAAUGUUUGCAGGGGGAAAACAUAGACCAAGGUAGAAAAUUACACAAAAAUGUCUAUUAACACAAGUUGUCAGUCAGAUGAAAUAAAACUAAAUUGUACUGAAAAUUUAAAAAGUAACCAAACAUUCUGAGUUAAAUGUUCUCUGAGUUCUGCUCCUGCAGGAUGCAUUCUGCCUUGGUUUGGGCUCAGUGGAUCAUCUUCAUACAUAGCAGCAGCAUCUUCAUCAUCAUUAGCACAAGCAUGACCACCUCUUGCUCCUUAGGAUGUUGAACACAUUUCCGUGACUGCAAUGUUGUGACUGGAUUUUUUUAAUAGUUUUGGGGAAAGUCAGCAUGGUGUUCAUAAGCUGUAACAGCAAAUAUGUUACUGCUUUCACAGACAUGCUGAGCUUCAGUCCAUCAACAACCACCUCCAUAAAAUGUCCCACAGCACAAUAAUGCAGUGCAGCUAAGAACUGCACUGCUGGACUUAAGGCGUAAUUUCUUCUUGUGGCCUUCUGAAGGUGUUGUUUCACAACCUGCAGCAAUUCAAGGAUCUUAGUCCUUGGAAUCCAAAAUUUUCUUAUGAUGUCAUCAUCAGAUAGAGAGUCAAGGGGGGACACAUUUGUCCUUAUGUGGGCAUUUAUAUACACUACCUGACUUCUGCGUCACCUUCUGUGCUCAAGCUGUGGGAUUCUUUGUAAAGCCAUCAUUGUUGAGCAUUUGAUACAGAUAGAUACUGUGUUUAUUUGGAGAGUCAUUAAUACACCUGCUACUGAUGCAUCUUGAAACACCAUGGUGGCUAAUAAUCAUCAAAUUAACUAGCAAAAUGUUGGUGUUUCAUCAAUUAUUUGUGACAGUAAUAGGGCACAGUUUAAUUUGAUUAUCAAAUUAUUGUAUUCAUCUGUUAAUGGGCUUUUGGUUUUAAAAUAGCCUGCUUUCAUGCUGUUUUUUUUUUUCCUUUUCUUUUUUUUCUUCAAAGUUUUCAUGCUGUGGCUUGGGAAAAUGAGAAGUACUGAGAAUUGUCUGAGGAUUUAAAAAAGGAAUUUGUUUGUGUCAUGUUUGGCUUAUAUUAUAAUGACUAUUAUCUUGUGUAUUGAGAAAAACUUUACAUAGCCAGCUUUAUUUACUUGACUGUUGUAGUGUAUGUGAUGGAGUGUCAUCAUUGCAAAAAAAUAAAGGUUUGUAUUUCAUUCCAUUCAUAGGAUUCUUAUAUAUAUAAUAUAAUAUAUUAAUGACGAUAUUCUGGAAGUUGAUAAUGAAGUAAUGACACGAUUCACACAAUAAUUGCUUACAUUUGAUCUGGCAUUCCAAUGCUACUGUGAUGCACCAAGUCACAAGUAUCACCUAUUAUGUGCUCAUUUCUAAAUGUUAAACUACUAGAUGAGUUCCCAGUGUAUUAGAAAACACUAAUUUAAAACACAUGUUAAAAAAUGAUGGAGUAGUAAAAUAAUAUAUUAUAUUUAAAUUCAGAUUGUGAAAGGUUUCAGCUUCUCUGUCACUGAAAAGCAACUACAAAGUUAGUUGCCAUGCAGCUCCACACAGCUUCACCAGAGCCCCAUUUGCCAGACCCAGUCUGUACCUUUCACUCCAUAUAUAUUUCAUUCUAUAUUGUACAUUGUGUCAAGAAUAAAAGUGGUUAUUGGUUUUUGAAAAGUGUGCAUUUGUAUGAGCUCAAUUGCCCCGGAGGUAAGAGGGAAAUCCCACUAUUGCAGCUCAAUGCUGCGAGAGGUCACAAAGAAAACAAACACACCAGCAACAGAGGAGCAUGUGAAAAUAAAGCAAAACAACAGAAGUAGU